Molecule: messenger RNA, 1130 nt
Organism: Salvia splendens (bonfire salvia)
Lineage: Eukaryota; Viridiplantae; Streptophyta; Magnoliopsida; Lamiales; Lamiaceae
Product: protein YIP4a
Exons: 3
Coding region: 88-930 (280 amino acids)
Biological process (GO): endoplasmic reticulum to Golgi vesicle-mediated transport
Cellular component (GO): trans-Golgi network; membrane
Source: RefSeq, a predicted model, not a curated record
AAUAGAUCUGGGCUUGGCUGUUGCUACUCCUCCACCGACAAGAAGAAAUACCGGCGGUGCCGUGAUUUGGCUGAAAAACGGUUGACAAUGUCUUACAGUGACACGGUUCCGCUCCAUCCGAGCUCCCAAUCGGACAUCGACGAGAUCGAGAAUCUCAUCCACUCCAACCCCUUACCCGUCCUCCCCGCCCGCCCCCCUUCUCCCCCUCGCGCUUCCAUCCCCGUCUCCUCCGCCCCUCCUCCUCCCCCCUCCUUCAUCCCCUCCAAUCUCCCCCCUCCUUCCGCCCCCAAACCCACCCCCGUCCCCUCCAUCGCUCCUAAACCCCCUGUCCCCCCGCCGAUUGGAUCCUCCUCCUCCAGCGGCGGAAUCGCCUCAUCGGGGUUCGGUUCCCCGCCUAAUACGCUCACGGAGCCUGUCUGGGAUACUGUUAAGAGGGAUUUGUCGCGGAUCGUCAGCAAUCUCAAGCUCGUUGUUUUCCCCAAUCCCAACCGGGAAGAUCCGGGCAAGGCAUUGCGCGAUUGGGACCUUUGGGGCCCCUUUUUCUUCAUUGUUUUCCUCGGCCUCACUCUCUCCUGGUCUGCUUCUGUUAAGAAGUCUGAAGUUUUUGCUGUUGCAUUUGCACUUCUUGCAGCUGGCGCUAUAAUUCUGACCUUGAAUGUGUUGCUGCUGGGGGGUCACAUCAUCUUCUUUCAGAGCCUAAGCCUUCUUGGUUACUGUUUAUUUCCCCUGGACGUGGGUGCCUUGAUUUGCAUGUUGAAGGACAACGUAAUAAUUAAAGUGGUAGUUGUCGUCAUCACAUUGGCGUGGAGCUCGUGGGCUGCAUAUCCGUUCAUGAGCAGCGCUGUUGGCCCGAGGAGGAAAGCCCUUGCACUAUAUCCCGUCUUACUUAUGUACGUGUCUGUGGGUUUUCUCAUCAUCGCCAUCGACUGAUUCAGUGACACUUAGGUGAAUUGAUUCCAAUUAAAGUUUUGAUUUUCUGGGAUCUCCUUCAGAAUUCAGUUUCUUUUUAUGAUAAUGUUGGAAUCAUAUGCUUAUAUACACAUACUCAGGUUGAGUUCUUUUGUGCUGGUUCUGUUUUUUGAAUGGUUGGAUAUAAUUGUGAAAUGAAAUCCUACUUUCUUGACUGUAAA